UGACAAGACAAUCUAGGCCUGAAGCCGUCCACUUCAGCCGCAUGCUAAACCCUGCUAAUGAAGGUCUCCAGGAGCUGGACCUCAGCUGGAAUCACAUCCGCAUGAAGGGGGCGAUAGCUCUGAGUGCCGGCCUCAGGGUGAAUGGGAUGCUGAAAGUCUUAGAUCUGUCCUAUAAUGGAUUUGGCAAUGAGGGGGCUCUGGCGCUGGGAGAAGCCCUGAGGGUGAAUAGUUCUCUGCUUCACCUCGAUGUCACCUGCAACCGGAUCGGUAAUGAAGGUGUCCGACUAAUCUGUAAAGGCCUGGAGAGCAACGAGACCAUACGUGUGCUGAAGCUCUCUAGGAAUCCCAUCACAGUGGAGGGCGCCAUCAUUCUGCUGAGCUCCAUCACCAAGAGGCCAGAGAACAGGAUUGAGGAUUUGGACAUUUCUAAUGUUCUGGUGAAUGAGAGGUUCCUGACCCUCCUCAGCUCGGCCUGCACCUCCCGCCCGGCUCUACGUGUCUUCUUUGCUGGAGGAAAAGGCUUCACAGCCAAAAAGCGCCCCCCUCGCCCAGACCCCAUGAGGGUCAUUCAGGAUUUUCUAGAUGAACGUAAACUUCGAUUGUUGGAUUUUUUCAAGAACAUGGACAAAGAUGGCAGCAUGAGCAUUCCUGUCAGUGACUUCUGCAGAUACAUGGCCGCUGAAGGUCUGCCCUUGGACGCGGCCCAGAUGGAGUCAUUGGUGCAAAGACUGGAUAAAGAUGAGACCGGCACCAUAGACUACAGGGACCUUGUUGGCUCUCGCAAAAAAAUGUUGAGGGAACAACGCAAACAGCAGCGACGCAGAGAAAGAAGAGAACGUCAGGAAAAGCAGCGCAGUGAGAGAGCCCUGAGGUCCUUCCACAAUGCAGUGCAGGCCCUGACUCCACCCCCUGCGCCCAGAGAGGCCCCCAGCAGUGGUGGAAGCGCAGAUCAUUUUUCUGCCACUGCGUGUAGCUCUUGGUAUCAGGACGGAGAACCUGCAGAUAAAGUCACCUGUCCACACAUACACAAUGCAGGCGGCUCCGAUGGCGAGUGUAUCUACCAAUCAUACUGCAGCUCAGCUUCAGAACCUCUGACCCCAAACCAAGGCACCCCAUCACCCCCCAUGUGAGGCAACAGGACAGGCCACAAAAGUCCAUUAGUCCUGUCUACAGUUAAAGGGGUACUCCGCCACGCUCGUGAUGUCACAGCCACGCCCCCUCAAUGCAAGUCUAUGGGAGGGGUCUCAUUCCUGGGCUUUGUGUAAGUGAAAAAAUGUAUGUGGGGACUCAGGUCAGGACCACUAAGUGACACCCACAAUAGGGACUACUACCCCAGCGAGGCCCUCUCCAUAAAUUGCCCCCGGUCACCACAUUCUGCUCCGUGAUCUAUAUAGAGAUCUGCACUUAUAAACAUUUCCAGAAUCUGCCCUUUUCUUACUGUUGGUAAAGCCAGAGGCGUAGCUUGUAGCUUCUGGGCCCCAAUGCAAAAUCUGCAACAGGUCCCCAUAUGCCAAUUAUAAUACUGGUCUUUUAUGGGGCAUAUGUGCUUAGGCGCCAGGGCACUGGUGCGACUGCAACCUCUAUAGCUACGCCCCUGGGUAAAGCGAUAACUCUCAAGGUCACUCCCAGGUUCUUUCAUUCAUUUGUGAUGCUGAACAUGUCCUUAAAGUGCAAGUGUCGUCAAUAUUUACCUCCUAAACUUAUACGCAGCAUGUAAAAGCUGUGUAGCACAGUAAUGCAGGGACACCUCAUGUCAUGGCCAGCAGUGGUGCAUGCGCUGCAGACUGCUGUGUCUUACUACACAGCAGUCCCAACGCUGACAGAGAGGAUAUGCAUGGCAGCGGCCAGGCUUUGCGAACCCCAAGCCAUACCUAUCCGACUGUGCAUGACUUCGGAUAAAAGCAGUUUUUACAGAUCUAUAUAAGAAGAGAUUACACAAUAAAAGGUGUCCCUGCAUUACUGUGCUGCACAGCUUUUACAUGCUGCAUAUAACUUUGGGGAGCAAAUAUUGAUGACUUUUGCUCUUUAACCAUGAUGAAGGGCCUGUUCCACACCAGAAACCCGCUGGGUUUGCACAGCAUGUGAAUGUAUGUGUGAUACCUCAAUCUAAAUACAGGACCACGUUUGUUCUCCUGAGAA
Hyla sarda is the source of this 2139-nucleotide messenger RNA. RefSeq names its product leucine-rich repeat-containing protein 74A-like. NCBI's taxonomy places the organism in Eukaryota, Metazoa, Chordata, Amphibia, Anura, Hylidae. Gene Ontology annotation, molecular function: calcium ion binding; protein binding. The record is from RefSeq and is a predicted model, not a curated record. The annotation marks the transcript as partial. The transcript has 8 exons.